Messenger RNA from Owenia fusiformis, 1219 nucleotides. Lineage: Eukaryota; Metazoa; Annelida; Polychaeta; Sabellida; Oweniidae. The record is from the annotation of a GenBank genome assembly.
AUGGCGACAACAAGUUUUCAAGAGGAUCCCUUCUGGAUGUCGAAAAUGAAAUAUCAGUUUGAAAUGUUGUUUGGUAGAGAUGAAAAAUCUGGCAGAGGGGAUCCAUUGUGUGUACAAACAACUGAUAUGAAACGCCAUUUGUGGGGAGCAUUACACCAUAACGCAGAUGACAAUAAAGAUAAGGCGUUAAGUCUGAGUGAAUGGUGCAGUUUCUGGGAUGAUUUUGCCGUCCAAUACAACAAGCGAAACUAUAUACCCUAUUGGUUCAAAGAAUUCAUGGCGGUGACCUUUUACAUAAUGGACAAGGAUGGUGAUGAACUUAUAGAUGCCAGCGAUUUUGCCUCAUAUUACAAUGAAACACACAAACUUCCCUUGGACAUAGUAGAGGCCGCAUUCAAGAAGAUUUCGGCCGCAUUCAAGAAGACUUCGGAAACGGCAGAAUUCCUUAGAGCUGCAACCGAGAGAAAAUCCAAGGGACCCAGAAAGCCGGCCAGACCUAGUGCAAGGAAGACUACUCCCAAACUAUUUAGGCCUACACUUGAUGAAGAACCAGGAAUUGAUCCAGAACAGUUCAAAGAGAUGAUGAUUGGGUUCACAGUUUCAAAGGAUAUGGAACACCCAGGGAACAUCUUAGGAGAAAUGAUGGUCAACGGCCGUAAAGUGUAAAGAAUCGUCUUUAUAAAGGACACUGUAUUGUGUUUUGUAAAGCUAAGACUUUGUUUGAUAUCCAACCGGAUUCAUGACAAUCAUUUCUUUGUAUUACAUUUUCGUGAUUGAAUACAAAAAAAACAUUUUCAAGGACGUGGCUGAUAUUGCCAUUCUUAAGCCACAGAAACCUGUCAAAUUAUUGUGUUUAUCCUUUGUAAAAUCAAUAAAUAACAUAAAAUUAUAUGUCUGUACAAUCCUAAAUUCUUUGUUACAAAAUAAGACAACGUUUUUGUUUAAUUAUGAAAUGUCAUGAACUAUCAUUGCAAAUUGAAUAUUCAUCCCCAAGACAACAUAUCUUAGCCUAUCUGGACCAUUCAACCCAGAGACAACUUAACUCCAGACAAUUAAAUACAUGAGGGUUAUGCUAUGGGAGGUUUUGGAUAUGGGGUAUAUCCCGAGGGCACGGAGGGCACGAGGUAAGAUAUAAUAUUUCCCGAUGGAUAUACUCCAUAUCCAAAACCGAGCAUCACAUAACUAAUUUAUCCUAUGACAAGUGAUUUUUAUCUAUGAC